AGUUCUGUCGUCGUUCUAGCCAUCUGGCAGCUACCAGCAGUUACCUCCCCUCUUCCCAUUCUGCGAAGCUGAGUUAUAGUCAUGCCUGGUUCGUCGUGCAUUACUCUUACGCUGUAGUGUGUAUUGACGCACUACAUAGAGAAGACAGAAUACGUCCAGUCCCCUUUUAAGGCUUUCGUCACCUCCCCAAGACGCAUGCUCUAUGCCGUGGCGUUCUUCCUCGUCUUUGCCUUGAACACUUCACAACUCGGUCUCGUCUCGCAGCAGCUUCACAAUGGCGGAAACGAUUACGCCAACUACCCCGGCAUGGAGUACAAGCAUGAUCUCGGCUUGCUUCUCUUCAGCUGUGUCUUCACCUACUUAUACCUGAUUGGACAUCUAUAUGCCCCUGGUCUCGGUUUAAUCACAUUUUUCACCUUUGUCGGCGCUGUGUUCUGGGGAACCGGCGCAGGUGUUAUGUUUCAAGUCAGCCCCUUCCGGUCCUUCAACUGUGGAAACCCCGCGGACUCGUUCUCACCAAACUGGGCGAGGUUCAUCGAUCAGUGUUCAAGGAUCGUGGCUAUCCAGGGUAUCGCAUGGGCGCUCUGGGGCUUGUUUGUCUUCCUCUUCUUCGGAAUGCUUAUCCACAAGCUAGAAAUCAGGGCUAGGCCCAACGUGACGUUCUACGGGCCGUAGAUAUUGCCAGUCGCGAGGGAACCUAACAUAAAUAACUGUAAAGUUCAACUCUUGUUCAGCGAUGUUUAAUGAUUCAUGCAUAUCAUGACCUAUCUUACUUCAAUCUUGUUGCUAGUAGAAAAAAAAAUUGUUAGCCACAUAACACUUCAAUAGGUUUAGCCUGGUCCCUAAGAGUUGUCAUUGAUGAGGACCAAGGGCACCCCCG
Desarmillaria tabescens is the source of this 880-nucleotide messenger RNA. RefSeq lists its product as uncharacterized. Lineage: Eukaryota; Fungi; Basidiomycota; Agaricomycetes; Agaricales; Physalacriaceae. The transcript has 4 exons. The record is from RefSeq and is a predicted model, not a curated record. Bases 196 to 675 code for a protein of 159 amino acids.